GGUGAUGAAAACUCGGCAUUAACAUUUAAUAUCCAUACGCAACAUUUAACAACAGUUAGUAGAUUCUUUUUAUCAAUGGAAAUGGUAAACAUUGGAAUGUGUGGACAAAUUAAAAUCCGAUAAGACUUUAUUACAGCGUUGUAGGUAAAGCAGAAAUGACGUUUAAAAAAUCCUUUGUAAUUUUAUAUUUUCUACUAAACAAUAUCAAAGCCCAUGUGAAAGUAAGGGUUGAACAGGGAGUUUUAUUAGGAAAUAAAGAAGCAACUGUCUUUAAUAGAAAAAGUUACUAUUCAUUUUAUGGCGUACCGUAUGCUCAAGCCCCUAUAGGAAAAUUAAGGUUUAAGGAUCCUAAGCCUCCCAAAAUAUGGAAACAACCUCUAGAUGCUACCACAGAGUUCCGUGGUGCGUGUGCUCAAGCUCAUAUUGUGCAUAAACACGGACAAUACGGGUUCGAAAACUGUUUGUAUUUAAAUAUUUACACACCAUAUUUACCGCAAGAAGUAAAGCCAAUAUUAAAAGCAGUGAUCGUUUGGAUUCACGGCUAUGCUUUCACUUCUAGUUUCAGUCAUAUACACGGUGGGGACUUUCUGAUUGAUAAUGAUGUAAUAUUCAUUUCUCUUACACACAGAUUAGGUGCUUUUGGUUUUUUGAAACUAAAUCAAAGUGACUCAAAUUCAAACAUGGGUCUUAAAGACAUCAUUCUGGGCCUCAAGUGGAUCAAAACAAAUAUUCAGAACUUUGGUGGAGACAAAAAUAAAAUAACUGUAAUGGGAAGUGGCUCUGCCAGCACUUUGCUUUCCUUGAUAUUGGUGACCAAAUAUAAAAAUUUAUUCACAAAAAUGAUCUUACAAAGCGGUUCAAUAUUCUCUCCAUCGCUAUUCCAGACAGAAGAAGAAACUGAGAAACAAAGAUUGGAAGAAGAAAUAAAGAAAAUGGGUGUUAAAGAUUUGAAAAACGCUUCUACAAAAUAUAUUAUUCAGGCAUCUCAGAAGAUUUAUAAUAGUAGAGAUAUAACGAAUUUUCAACGACCUAUUAUUCCUUUUGCACCAAUACUCGAAACAAAAUCAUGGAAGUCAUUAUUAUCUUUAGAUAAAUACAAUGCAACUUUAAGAAAUGUGAAUUUUAGUAAAAUACCUAUACUCAUAGGGUUCACAAGUCAAGAAAGCAUAUCUGAAUUGAUUCCUUUUAUUCAAAAUACCCAUUAUUUAAAAAUGUAUCAUUCACUAUUUAAAUUUAUGGUACCUUUUGAAGAUGGUUGUAAAUAUGAAUACUCGUCUGAAAUUUAUAAGAGCAUUUCAAACGAAAUAAAAAAUUGGUACUUUAAGAGUGGACUUAGCGAAAAUUCUAUACACGACUUUUUAAAAUAUGUGUCUGACUUACGUAAAUACCCUAUAUAUAAAUUUAUAAAUACUGUUCUAAGUGUAGGAGGCGAAAUUUAUGUUUACAAAUUUAACUAUGUGGGGCAACUUAACGCGGUCAAAUCAACUUCCUUAGCCGGUUCUAACAUUAGAGUCAAAGGUGCGGCGCAAGGAGAUGAAAUAUGUUACAUUCUUAAAUGUGAUCCUUAUUGGGAAUCUUACGUAAAGUUAAAGGAAAAUAAAUAUCAUAAAGACAGAAUUUUUAUCGAACAAAUUUCGCAAAUGUGGGCAAAUUUUGCCAAAUCUGGUGAACCGACCUCGAUAAAUAAUUAUGGUAAUAUUACCUGGCCUCCGAUGUCUUUAAAAAGAGACAAUGUAUUUGAAUUUGCUAUUAAUAACAGAUUAAUCAACUCUAAAAGUGAAAGAAAAAUGUUUAAAUUUUGGGAAAAAAUCUAUUACAAGUAUUAUGAACUGAAAAAUUGUCAGAAUUUAAUGAAUACCCGUAAGGAUGAAUUGUAAAAAUAUCCCCGUCAUAUUUCAUUAAUUAUGCAUAAUAAUAAUUUUAUAAUUUAAUAUAAAUGUUUUUUCUUUAAUUUUAAUUAGUAUGAUACAAAAAGAAAUGUAUGUUUGUUUUUCCAUAUAUCGCUCCAAAAUGUUUUAACCGCUUGACGUGAAACUUACAUAUAAAAAUAGGUGUCGUAUUUUGCAAUACUGUUACCGAUUUAGUAUUUUAUUAACUUUUUAAAAUACUAAAUCGGUAA
Bicyclus anynana (squinting bush brown) is the source of this 2119-nucleotide messenger RNA. RefSeq names its product esterase E4-like. The coding region runs from base 156 to 1877 and encodes 573 amino acids. The transcript has a single exon. The record is from RefSeq and is a predicted model, not a curated record. Lineage: Eukaryota; Metazoa; Arthropoda; Insecta; Lepidoptera; Nymphalidae.